Clarias gariepinus (North African catfish) is the source of this 6494-nucleotide messenger RNA. It is a transcript of the gene kansl1b, whose product is annotated as KAT8 regulatory NSL complex subunit 1b. NCBI's taxonomy places the organism in Eukaryota, Metazoa, Chordata, Actinopteri, Siluriformes, Clariidae. Gene Ontology annotation, cellular component: NSL complex. The transcript has 15 exons. The coding region runs from base 851 to 3877 and encodes 1008 amino acids. The record is from RefSeq and is a predicted model, not a curated record. Gene Ontology annotation, molecular function: histone acetyltransferase binding.
AUAAAAGUUUGUCUAUUAUUAUCAGCGUCAUUGAUUAAAUACACAAACUUUUUUUCUAAAACUUUAAACCCGCAAUCAACGUACUGGUUAAAUUUGAAUAACAACAUUUUGGAAUAAAAAAAUAUAUAUUUAAGUGCAUAACUUUGCUGUUUUUCCUGAGAUUUCUAUUUCUGUCCUCUGGCACAAGUUCACUCUUGCUCUUAUAAUUAUUUUUUCACUAAAUUUAUUUACUUAUUUCAAUGUCAUAAACUUGAACUCAGGAUUAAAUAAGUUUAACUUGGUUAAAAAUCUUUGCUGUAAUCCGAGUUGAAUGCAGUUCGAAGCUUAUUGUGUUAAAACAAUUUAACAGCUUAGACACACCCCCAGCAGAUUGAUCUGUGCAUUUGUAUUAUUUAAAAAAAAUAUUUUUUUUAUACAUUCUCUACAAAAUUUAUUAAAACUCUAAGAAGUGAUUAAAAAAAAAAUUUAAAAUAACCUCUGGCAGAAAUCUUUUACAGAAUUUCAGUUUUAUCCACAGUUUAGUUCUAGCCUUAAAAACAAAAAUGAUGUGGUACAUUAUUAUUUAGAUUAAUUUCAAUUUUAUUUGUAUAUUUUUAGUAAAGAGUAGUCAUUGUCAUUUUUUAAAUUCUGUUUAUGCAGAACCACUUAGACUUUCAUGUGCUUGUUUUUCUCUGCUCCUUAGAUUGAAUAUUUUUUGGAUAAACCGAGCGCACACACACACUCAUAGCCUGUUGGACAGAAUGAUGGCAUUUGGGUCUCGAUCCAGCUCCUGCUUUUUAAUGCAGGUCGUCCUGUGGCGUGACGGUAGGUGGGUGGUGUGGCUCUGGCCUCGGCCCCCUCGCGCCGCUGAAUGGCUGCGAUGGCGCCCGCGCUGACUGACACGCCGGCCGACACUCACCGAAUCCGCCUCAAACUGGCUCCAUCUUCCUCCGCCAUCAACUCAAGUGCCGUGGAGGAAAACGGUGCCGCAGGCCGCGUCCUCGUCCCCACGAACGGCACCGUCAAACGCAAGACCUCGUCCGACAAGGAAGAUCACCUGUCCUGCGCGGCCAGGACCUUCAGCAAGGAGGAAUCGGGUCGCGAUUUGGGCAAAAUCCAGCAGCUCGUGACCUCGUACCGCUGCUCGGAUGAGACCCUGAAACUGCAAAACGUCUUUGACAUCCUGCCUGGUUUCUUGCAACGCAAGCAUGACACCCUGGAGCUGUCGGAGGAGCAACUAAAGAGCAUCAUGAGCGCAGGAAACGGGAGCGGUCUGCCAUCUUUCCAGCAGAGCGCUAGCGUUAACGGCAUGGCUAGAAGAUUCACUAAAGCGAGCAAAGACUCGAACAGCGUAACCAUGAACGGUGGCAGGCACGGACAAGGAGCGAUUCCGCUCGCUCACGGGGGACCGACGAGAGAUCCCACAGGGCAGCACCAGUGUCCUAGAGGCGUCCCGCGGGACCGUCCAAACAAUCGGGAUAUCCGAGAAUCCUCCACGCACUUUUACCCGCCUUUACAAGUUCCAGAUAGGUCACCGUCGCUGACCGUGGAUGUCUCGUUGCCUCCGCUUCAACCGCUCGCCAGCCCGGGAGGAGACAUGCAGAGUCGGUCGCAGCAAGCCGAGAGCCGCCACCUGGAGAUCGAGGGUCGCCUGCAGCGCCUGCGCAAGCGGCUGCAGGUCGUGCAGGCGAAGCAGGUGGAGCGCCACGUGCAGCAGCAGCUUGGUGGAUUACUUCACUGUACACUGGGACCUCAGGACGCCCGGGUUCAUCCGGAGAGGGUGGAGGCCAGCCGCUUCCUGAGGGGCGCAUCGGCGCCAAGUGAGUUGGAGCGACUCUCGCUGGGCUGCAGCACCCACCUGCGAGCGGCGGAAAGUGCCUUCGAUUCGGACGCCACGGAGAGCAGCUCCGGGGGAGAAACGGACGUGGAGAAGGACGAGCUGGCCCGCGCGGACGUCGAGCAGCGACACAUUCCUCUGUGGAGGAGAGCCGAGGGUCGUUAUGCAGUGGAACGCUCCUCCAUCAUCAGUCACUGGAACUGGCUACAGGCUCAUGUCUCUGACCUGGAGUACCGCAUCCGCCAACACACAGACAUCUACCGUCACAUCCGCCUCAGCAAGGGUGCCGUGGUGCUGGGUGAGGGCUCAGCGUGUCCGACAGAGACCAGCAGCAGCAGUCUGUCGAGGACCGAGAGUCUCAGCUGUCCACAGGUGCCUGAUGCCGACGGGACUGAUGGCUCUGUGUCGGCUUUCGGUGUCUCCAUGGAGACGAACCUGAGGAAAAGCUACCCGUCUGUCCGGCAUGUUAAUGGGGUCAUAAACAGUAUGCGUUGCGGUUCUCCCGCCGUGUCUGAGGCGGAGCAGCAGAGGCUGGGUGCUGCAGACCCGACCUGUGUAGCCGCACGAACUCGACCACUCGUCUCUUGCAGGAGGAGACGUCUGAUCAGACCCAGCACACUGUCUCACCUCAACAACAAGAUGCAGCAAGGCCGCUGGUGUGGCUGUGAUGUCAGUAGUCAGUGUGUGAUGUGCUGUAGUCGUCCUGCUCCUCCGUCACACACUCCGUUUCAGCGCCCUCUGCUGGACAGACUGGCUCAGCUCGACCCCUGCGUCCACCCCGUCCUUUCCUUCACAGACGACGUUGGGAUGGGUCUGCACCUGCAGCGUGUGAUGAAGUGUCACUGGCAGGGUCGUCCCCUGGACAAGAUCAAACCCAUCAAGAAGCUCUCGCUCAAACACCCAAAGUUCUCUCCGAGCGGCCGCCUCAUCGAUCCUUCACCAUCGGCUUCCUCAUCCUGCCCCAAAGACAAGCUCAAGCUGUCCAGCUCGCUCUUCUCCACAGUCCGUUUGUCCCAUCACAGAAUGAGAUCAGACAAGUUGUAUCGACACCAGCAGAGUGACGGCGAGUCUCGUCAGCUGUACAGAGCGGAGCGCAGUCACACUCGCAAAAGACCCCGAGAACACUCGCUGGAGCGCGACAAUGUCAGUAAGGUCUACAUGGAGGUGACGAGCCCGAGUUCCUCUCUGACCACGCCCACUCUCAGUCCUGUAGUGAGACAGCUGUCGUCCACGGAGAUCUCUACACCCUGCAGUCUCACCACCACACCGCAGGCACAGCGUAAGAGAAGAGUGGAGAGCUCGUUUGACAUCAACAACAUCGUCAUCCCCAUGUCUGUGGCAGCGACCACAAGAGUGGAGAAACUGCAGUACAAGGAGAUCCUCACGCCCAGUUGGAGAGAGGUGAACAUCACAGCCAAACGCAUUUCUGAGGAGGAUGAUGAAGUGGAGAUUGAGGAUUUAUCAGACGCGAUGUUCUCUCAGCUUCACCUCCCUUGUGAGGAUCAGGAACGUUCUCGAUGGACUUGGACAUCCAGUUCUGUUGCCAAAAGGAGGGGCAGCCGAUCGUACAAGUCAGUGGACGGACGCAGCACUCCGCUGCUGGGUGGGACAACCCCGUCCACGCCUCAGCCCUCGUCCCCUGACCCCUCCCACUUCCCACUGCUGCAGGACUACAGCUCGGCGCCGUCGCCCUCACCCUCCAGCCCCGCCAGCCCGGAACUGCUCACGCUUUCUCACAUGCACACGCCCGCCUCCAGGGACUCCCACAGGCUCCUGUCGAGCGAGGACACACGCUGCUCCACGCCCGACACCAGCUACGACGAGACGCCCGUGCUUCCGUGGGAGCGCAGAACGUUCCCGCUGGACGCAGAACCGGCGCCGGAUCAGCAGCUCCAGGAGCAGCAGGCGAGUCCGGGAGGCGACCGCACGUUUCGAACCGCGAGGCGGAUCUCCGGCUGCCGGAGCGGGUCCAGGUCCGAGUGCGAGGGCGAGCCUCCGUCACCGCUGGCUGAGGACGCGGGACGCCACAGGAGCAACUCCUACAGACACACACACUGCUGAAACGUUCUGUACCCUGUCAAGACUCGAGUGUCUUUCUUUCUCUCUCACACAUACACACACACACACACACACCUUCAGCUUCAGCGUCGUACAGAGCAGUUUAUUAAAGCUCCUGCUGUUUGAUAUUCAAACAUCACUUAAUUCUUUCACAGUUUUCAGUGAAUUUGGUGAGUUAAAGAUUGGAAACAAGUAGAGAUUACUUUGUUUGUUUGUUUGUUUGUUUGUUUUUUUCUUUCCACUGGAAGUGUAGAUUAAGUAAGUAAGAUGCGGUGGUAAGCUGGAAGGGGCGGGACACCGAGACUCGGUUCAGUUUUGUCCCGAUCAUGUGCACUUGCUUUGCUUUGGAACGGACUGAAGAGAUUGUAAACCGGCGGGUUGACCCUGAGCUCCCUGUUGUUAGUGAUUGAGGUACAACCCAAAACCACGCACAUGAACGUCUGACCAUCAGGCUUAUUAUCAUCAUUAUUAUUAUUAUUAUUAUUAUUAUUAUAAUUCAUUUACUUAUUUUUUUUCCCCAGCACUUAUAUUCGUUGAUUCUCACGCGGGUCCAGCUUUAACUCACACCUCGAUUAAUCGAGUCCGCCUUCAGGUUUAUUUACGCAACGGCAGCAUUUUAAUAUUCUUCCGAGACUCCAUGGUGUUUGAUUCCGUUCUGUUCGUCCCGCUCACGACUGCAGCACUUACUUUCCUUUUAUUUCAUCCUGCUGCCCGAAAUAAGAAAGCCGAUCCCCGUUAAACGCAGGAGAGCGUCCUCCGGCUCGGACCGUCCUCCGGCUCGGACCGUCCUCUCCUUUGUUUGUAUUUGCACUCUGACGCUCAGCACUCUUCUGUUCUCCGCACAUCAUUCCAUCGCGCCGGGUGAAACAACGCCCACGUGGCACUUAAUGCCAAAAAAAAAAAGGAAGAAAUCGUGUUUGGUUGCUGAACCGCUUUUUUUUUUGCUGCGUCACUCAUUUCUCUUCGCUCCGCCCCUUUUUAAUUCUUUUGCAACUUUUCCCAAACUGAAAUAUUUCACAUACAUGCAGCACUUUUUAAUUUUUUUAUUAUUAUAAUUAUUUUCUUUUUUUUUAUUAUUAUUUUUAAUAACAGUGCUGUCCUCCUUUUUUGAAAUCAACCUGCGUUCGAUUCUUGGCUAAAACAAAGCACGUUAUGGAUCGAUGAGGAGGCGGGGCUUAAACUUCAAAAUGUACAAAUCUGUACAAACCUCCACAGAAAAGCUCCAGAUUCACAAUCGAUUAUGUGUUUUUCGAUUAUCAUAGGCAAUGUUUCUAUGACGUAAUGACAUUGUUAGGUCUAAUCUGAUCAACGGAGAGCUACGCUUCCUCUCUAGCAAUGUUAGAAAAUUUUGUAUUUCAGGUUUUUUCCAGUGAAAAUGGUUCCUCGUGUUCCCAGAACCUUCUUUUACAGUCCUGGAACAUGGCCGUGCCAUCGGGAAAGAAAAAGUCGCAGACCUGAGCGACUGAAGAACCCCAGAUCAUAACACUGUCUCCAGAUGCUUGUACAGUGGACAGUAUGCGACUCUCAAUCUCAUGGCCAUGUGAGGAAAUUGGAAAGACGAGGGGGCGGAGCUAAAACGUAUUAAAAAAAAAUAUGAAAACGUGAAAAUCUGUACGAACUUUCACACAAAGUGCCACCUUUCUGUGUCGAGCUACAGAGUCACAAUCGAUCAUACAGUUUAUGAUUUUGGAAAACAAACGUCAGGAAAUGACAAAAUGCCAUAAUUAGGUCUAAUCUGAUGAGUGGAUGUCAGAAUUUUAGAUUUUUUUUUGUUUUGUUUUUUUGCUUAUUUAUGUUUUCUCACCAUUGACUUUCUCACUGCAUCUCAUUUCUCUUCUGCGUUUGGUUUGUUCAGCUCUUUCUCCGCUUCGGAAGCCUUCGCCUUUCUCACGUUCUUCCCUGAUUAUUCUUGUUUUGUUUUGUUUCAAUCCACUGGACGGUCCGUAACGCCGUUUGUUACACCACGGGAGUAUCUCGUACUCGGGUCUGAACAUCAUUACAAUGCGCACUCGUUUACCAGUAGGUUUUUUUUAUUAACCCUUUAAAAACCAACGCCUGUGUGUCUGAGUCAGAGUGAGUGAGUGAGUGAGUGAGUGAGUGUGUGUGUGUGUGUGUGUGUGUGUGCGCGAGCGCGGUGCAUGGUGUAAAAAAAACGAAAUAAUAAUGCCAUGAAAGAAUAUCUGCUACAGGCCCGUUUUUUUUUUGGUUCCUUUUCUUUUGAUUAAUAAACACGCCUCCUGGUGGCGACGGUCCGAUCAGCGAGUGGUGAAUUUGACUGGGGUUGUUGGGUGGGGAGAGAGCGAGGGGGGGAAGUGGGGGAGGAGUUUGGGUGUAGGAGGAGUCUGGUGUAUUAUUUAGCAUGUAAUAGUUUGUAUUAUAUAAAAAAAGAGUAUAUUUUGUAAAUACAUUAUUUGAUUCUUUACCGUGUUUGAUUUAAUUUUUUUUUGUUUUUUUUUAGUUUUUUGUUUUUUGAGGCUGUAGCUGUCCUGAUUGUAUAGCGAGAAGACGCGUACAAAAAUAUUUAACAACUUUCUUUUACGGAAAAUAAAAGUGUAUGGAUCAUUGGCCAAUCUGACAGCGUUUGUGCUUCUCCAAAUUAAAAGUGAAUUAUAUUGUAUCA